AAAUUCAUGAACUCCUAUUUGUGAUGCAUGUUGUAUUUUAGUUGAGUUUUCUCAAUUUUUUUGAACAAUUCAAAAACUUUUUGUGGUAGAAAUAGCUGAGAGAGCAAAACAAGCCUGUGCUUCGGGCACAUUUAAAAAUAUUAGAAAGACAAAGAUGGCCUACCCAAACCUCAGAACCCCAUAAUCAAUAUUUUGUCUGGAACCUUUUUAAGUCUUAGCACCAAUCCUGCUCUUCCAAUAACAUUUUUUGUGGCUGAAUUUAAUAUGGAUUUUUGAUUUUUCAAACUACUCUUAUAAGUAGAUAGUGAUUUUUCUUUGAUGAGAUCUCUUAUUUGAAUCUUCAACAUUUAUAUAUGAUAUUAUUCUAUAGUGUGUUACAUGAGCUAUGAUUUUUUUUAUCUAUGAUAUUUUUUAAUUGUAUAGUACUAUGUGAUUAUCAUUAAGUACACAUUUAUGUUUCUGUUGACUUUUUCUAUCUACAUUACCCUGAUAUACAGUAAUCAACCACAAAAAACUUCACUAUGUUUUGCAAAAUUUAAUUUAUACUAACAAAAAAGAUGAACCUCAUUUGUGGGCAAUCAGAUUGUGCAAUAAGAAGUUCAGAGCCAUGCACAGCUCAGUUUUCAUCUGUAAUGCAUCCUUCUUCAUGUGUAAACCAUGUCACCUUUGUUUGUUUUGACCUGCUGCUUCUUGUUGUGUUCUUAUGGAGCUUCAUCUGCCAUUUGUUUUCCAAAAAACUCGAGCUACGAGCUCAAUAUAGACCUAUUUCAACCUGGCAGAUUUUAUCAGCUGUUUUUAAUGGGUGUUUGGGACUUGUUUAUAUUGGACUUGGGAUUUGGCAUUUAGAGGAAAACUUAAGAAUUGAUCAUUCAAUAUUCCCAAUUCAUUGGUGGGUUUUAUAUUUCUUGAAUGGAGUUACAUGGUUAUUAAUAGGACUAAAAGCAAGCCUUAAAGGGGAGUCAUUCUCAAAACUUACAUUGCAUUUCUUGUCCAUUUUGGCUUUCCUCUGUGCUGGGAUUUCCUGUUUUAUAGCUUUGUUUGCGGCCAUAGUGAACCAUGAAAGAGUGACAUUCAAGGUAGUCUUGGAUGUUCUGUCUUUUACAGGAGCUAGUUUGCUGUUGUUGUGUACUUGCAAGGGGUACAACACUGAAGAUUAUGGGGUGACUGAACAUCAGAGAACCCUUUAUACAUCUCUAAAUGAAAUUGAUUCCACUGCCCAAGUUACCCCAUUUGCUAAAGCUGGAUUGUUUAGUAAAAUGUCAUUUUGUUGGCUGAACCCUUUGAUGAAAUUCGGUAAGGAAAAGAUUCUUGAAGAGGAGGAUUUACCUAAAUUACGGGACAUAGAUAGAGCGGGAUUCUGUUACUCGCAAUUUCUUGAGCGAUUGAGUAAAUACGAGAAGUCUGAAAUUCCAUCAGAAUCUUCAAUCUUGUGGACAAUUGUUGGAUGCCACUGGACGGAGAUUCUGGUUUCGGGUUUGUUUGCACUUCUUAAGAUACUUGCAGUGUUAGCUGGCCCACUUUUGCUGAAUUCGUUCAUCGAGGUUGCGGAGGGCAAAGUAGCUUUCAGAUUUGAAAGCUAUAUUCUGGCUAUUUCACUUUUCCUUGCAAAGAUGUUGGAAUCUUUGUCACAAAGACAAUGGUAUUUUCGGAGUAGAUUGAUUGGUCUUCGAGUGCAAUCCAUGCUCACUGCAGCACUUUACAGUAAGCAACUAAGAUUAUCAAAUGCUGCAAGGAGCGUACAUUCUGGUGGUGAGAUAAUGAAUCAUGUGACAGUAGAUGCCUACAGGAUCGGAGAAUUUCCUUUUUGGUUCCAUCAAACUUGGGCUACAUGCCUUCAGAUUUGCUUUGCAUUACUUAUUAUAAUCAAAUCAGUUGGACUUGCAACCAUUGCAGCACUACUAGUGAUUGUAGUGACCGUGCUUUGCAACACUCCGCUUGCUAAGUUACAGCACAAGUUCCAAACUAAAUUGAUGGUUGCUCAAGAUGAGAGACUGAAGGCUUGCACAGAGGCUAUUGUAAACAUGAAGGUGCUGAAGUUGUAUGCCUGGGAAACUCACUUCAAGAAUGUAGUUGAAAGAUUGCGUAACGAUGAAUAUGAAAGGUUAUCAGUGGUGCAAUCACAGAAGGCUUACAACUUUAUUCUCUACUGGACGUCUCCUGUAUUGGUAUCUGCCGCUACAUUUGUGACAUGUUAUUUCCUUGGAAUUCCUCUACAUGCCAGCAAUGUUUUUACGUUUGUUGCAACUUUGGGUCUGGUUCAAGAGCCGAUUAGAGCCAUCCCUGAAAUUAUUGGGGUAGUGAUUCAAGCGAGAGUGUCAUUUUCAAGAAUUGCCGAGUUUCUCAAAGCACCAGAGCUUCAGACUGAAAAUGUCAGAAAGAACACUACGAGUAGGAAAAACCACAACAUUCGAGUGAAGUCUGCAAAUCUUUCAUGGGACAUAAACUCAUCAAAGCCAACCUUACGAAAUAUAAAUCUAGAUGUUCAUCCAGGUGAAAAAAUAGCUAUAUGUGGAGAAGUUGGUGCCGGAAAAUCAACAUUAUUAGCAGCAAUUCUUGGGGAAGUACCAUAUACAGAUGGAACUGUAGAAGUUUAUGGAAAGAUUGCUUAUGUUUCCCAGACGGCUUGGAUACAAACAGGGACGUUACGUGAAAACAUUCUUUUUGGAUCUAGCAUGAAUGACAUGAGAUACCAAGAGACUCUUCACAGGUGUUCAUUAGUGAAGGACCUUGAACUUCUUCCUUAUGGUGACUUGACUGAGAUAGGAGAAAGAGGGGUUAAUUUAAGUGGUGGGCAGAAGCAACGUAUUCAACUUGCUCGUGCAUUAUACCAAGAUGCUGACAUUUACCUUUUGGAUGAUCCGUUUAGUGCAGUUGAUGCACAAACAGCAACUAAUCUCUUCAAUGAAUAUGUUAUGGAGGCUCUUUCGGGAAAGACUGUCGUACUUGUGACACACCAAGUUGAUUUUAUUCCUGCAUUUCAUUGCUGUCUGAUGAUGUCAGAUGGGAAAAUUCUUAAGGCAGGCACAUACCAUGAGUUAUUAGCUUCAAGUUCACAGUUUCUGGACCUUGUUAACGCCCACCAAACGACUGUCGGUUCUGAAGCUCAUGUUGAAGUUAGCACAUUAAGAAAAAGCAAAUAUUCUAAUACUAAUGAGAUUGAGAAGCAAUAUGAAUCCGCAAAAGGCGAAACACAGUUAAUUGGUAAAGAAGAAAAAGAAGUGGGAAACACUGGCUUAAAGCCAUACCUAAUAUACCUAAAUCAAAGGAAAGGCUAUUUGUACUUCUCUAUCCUUGCUCUUUCUCAUAUUGCCUUCUUGUGCAGCCAAAUAGUAGGAAACACUUGGAUGGCAUCUUCCGUAGAUAAUCCUCAAGUCAACAAAUUUACCUUGAUCAUGGUUUAUGUCAUUAUUGGAUUAUGCACACCAUUAAUCUUACUCGUAAGAUCUCUCACAGUGGUUACAUUAGGUAUGGAAUCAUCAAAAUCUUUAUUUUCACAGCUGCUCAAGUCUCUAUUUCGAGCGCCAAUGUCAUUUUAUGACUCUACCCCUCUUGGAAGGAUACUCAGUCGGAUCUCUUCUGAUUUGAGCCUUGUUGAUCUUGAUAUAGCCUUUAGUAUACAAACAGCUUUUGGGGGUACUACAUAUACAUUCUCUGCUCUAGUUAUCUUGGCUGUCAUUACUUGGCAGGUGUUAUUUGUCUCCUUACCUGCAGUUUAUAUGGCAAUACUACUGCAAAGAUACUACUUUGCAACUGCAAAAGAGUUGAUGAGACUCAACGGUACAACCAAGUCUAAGGUAGCGAGCCAUCUAGCUGAAUCUGUAGCUGGAGCCAUGACAAUAAGAGCUUUUAAGGAGGAAGAACGUUUUAUUUCUAAAACUCUUAAUCUUAUUGACACAAAUGCGAGCCCAAACUUCCAUAAUUUCGCAGCUAAUGAAUGGCUGAUUCAUAGGAUUGAGAUCCUCGGUGCUACAAUCCUUGCAGCAGCAGCGCUAUGCAUGCUUUUGCUUCCUCCUGACACCUUUAGCUCAGGAUUCAUUGGCAUGGCACUAUCAUAUGGUCUAGCAUUGAAUAUGGCUAUGGUUUUUGCAAUCCAAAAUCAAUGCACAUUGGCCAAUCACAUCGUAUCUGUCGAAAGGCUUAGCCAAUAUAUGGAUAUAGAAAGUGAAGCUCCUGAAUUUAUCAAAAACUCCCACCCACCACUAAACUGGCCAUCAGUUGGUAAAGUGGACAUACUCAAUCUACAGAUAAGAUAUAGACCAAAUACACCAUUGAUUCUUCGAGGAAUUAGUUGUACAUUUGAAGGUGGAGAUAAAAUUGGUAUUGUCGGUAGGACCGGCAGUGGGAAGACUACCCUAAUAGGGGCACUAUUUCGAUUAGUGGAACCAGUGGGAGGGAAAAUUAUAGUUGAUGGUAUUGAUAUAUGCUCGAUAGGACUCCAUGAUCUAAGGUCGCAUUUCGGGAUCAUUCCUCAAGAUCCUACUCUAUUCAAUGGAACAGUUAGAUUCAAUUUGGAUCCAUUAUCUCAGCAUGAUGAUGAAGAAAUAUGGAAGGUACUCGAUAAGUGUCAGCUUAAAGAAGCUGUUGACGAGAAAAACCAAGGGCUAGAUUCUCUAGUUAUGGAUGAUGGGUGCAAUUGGAGCAUGGGACAACGGCAGUUGUUCUGUUUAGGACGCGCUCUAUUGAAAAGAAGCAGAGUUUUAGUGCUUGAUGAAGCGACUGCAUCAAUAGAUAACACAACAGACAUGAUCCUGCAGAAAACAAUAAGAUCAGAAUUUGGUAGUUCCACUGUUAUCAUCGUAGCCCACAGGAUACCAACUGUAAUGGACUGCACAAAGGUUCUUGCAAUUAGUGAUGGGAAACUGAUGGAGUAUGAUGAGCCAAUGAAACUAAUGAAAAAAGAAGGUUCUCUGUUCAAGCAACUUGUGAUGGAAUACUGGUCUCAUAGUCACAUUAACAAAAGCCAUGUCCAUGAACAAGAAAACGAGUUGUUUAAGGAAUAAUGAAUAAACAUUGCUACUGAAAUUCAGUUUUAUUUUAUCCUUAUAAUGCCAAUUGCCAAAUUACAGUAUUUAUUUUUUUUUUAACAAAAAAAACACUUUCCUUUUCAAAA
This is a messenger RNA of Amaranthus tricolor (Joseph's coat), 5110 nucleotides long. Its product is annotated as ABC transporter C family member 10-like. Bases 558 to 5000 code for a protein of 1480 amino acids. Gene Ontology annotation, biological process: transmembrane transport. Gene Ontology annotation, cellular component: vacuolar membrane; plant-type vacuole. The transcript is spliced from 12 exons. Gene Ontology annotation, molecular function: ATP binding; ABC-type transporter activity; ATP hydrolysis activity. The record is from RefSeq and is a predicted model, not a curated record. Lineage: Eukaryota; Viridiplantae; Streptophyta; Magnoliopsida; Caryophyllales; Amaranthaceae.